Molecule: messenger RNA, 222 nt
Organism: Cyphellophora attinorum
Lineage: Eukaryota; Fungi; Ascomycota; Eurotiomycetes; Chaetothyriales; Cyphellophoraceae
Product: Glucose-repressible protein
Exons: 2
Coding region: 1-222 (73 amino acids)
Source: RefSeq, a predicted model, not a curated record
AUGAAUACUCUACGCAACGGGAAGAACUGGGUGUCCUCCAAGACCCAAGGCCACUCUGCCCAGGUGCAGAAGGAGACCAACAAGCAAGUCGCCAAAGACUCCCAUGCCCCAAUCGGCACGCGCAUCCGCGCCGCCGGCGACGCAGUGAAGCACUCGAUCGACGAGCACAGCCACAAGCGCAAUGCGGAUGUCAGCAAGCAUGCUGCGAAGCAUAACGUUUAG